Molecule: messenger RNA, 4268 nt
Organism: Panicum hallii
Lineage: Eukaryota; Viridiplantae; Streptophyta; Magnoliopsida; Poales; Poaceae
Product: protein STICHEL-like
Exons: 7
Coding region: 140-3664 (1174 amino acids)
Biological process (GO): DNA-templated DNA replication; DNA repair
Cellular component (GO): DNA replication factor C complex; nucleus; DNA polymerase III complex
Molecular function (GO): ATP binding; DNA clamp loader activity; DNA-directed DNA polymerase activity
Source: RefSeq, a predicted model, not a curated record
GGAGGGAAGGAAGACCCGACUCCCUGGACUGAAGUGGCCACACCCCCACCGUCCGACUUACACAGACGGGAUAUGCUACAUUUGCCUGCUUGGAGGUUACUUCCUUUUAAUUUGUAAAUAUAUAUCUCGUUCUUCAAUUAUGGCAACUAUGAUUGAAGGGUGUGUUGGUCCAAGUGAGCUUCACCUGAAGAAGGAACUUAUUGCCUUGAGAAAGGCACGUUUCUUGCGUGAUCCUGAAACAUGCUCAUCCUGGAGGUCCCCAUUAAGUUCUAAAACAUUCUUAACAACUUCUGGUGUUACACAUCACAAUGGGAUUGGCAGUAGUUUGUCACAACAGCACACAGAGCCAGCUGCUGCACCUCCCAAAAGUGAAAAGAAAAGGAAAAAUGUUUAUCUAUACAACUGGAGGCAUCAUUCUAACAAAUCCAGCGAAAGUGGGAUAAAGUUGGAUGCGGAUGAUAAGCAAGCCUCGGCAGACUGUAGCCUGGAAAGUCCAUGCAUUUCUAAUGGCGUGGAUUCUAGGAGUGACACAUGUCUGGAAGUUCCUGUUAGCAUAUACAGCGUUCAAGGCUCGAAUUCGUGCACUCCUGUUAAAAGAACUGUUAGAAGGGUGAGGAGGAGUUCAUUCUCAAAGAAAGGAGCUAUGAGGAAUUCAACAGUUUCAAAGUUGCUAGAUCUCCAUGUGAACUCAGGUGAGCAGUCUGAGGAUACUGAGAACUACAACUCUGAGAAUCACGAGCAGCUUCAGAAGACAGGCUAUUUUUCUCGCUCGACAUCACCACUUUUUGCUGCAUCGGGAUGUUUUAGCUCAUCGAAUCCCUCAAAGCUGCUGAGAGUGCCAAGAAGAGAAGGAUCUUCCUUUUCUUGCACUCCAGUCUCGACUAGCUCCUAUUACAGGUACAAAGGGAGGAAUCCUAGUACUGUAGGUUCAUGGGAUGGAACAACUGCUGCUUCACUUGAUGACGAUGGGCUGAACCAACCAGAACUGUUGACGAGUAGGUGUGGCAUUCCAUGCUAUUGGUCAAAGAGGAGUAGACAAAAGGGAUCUGAAAGGAGUUGUUCUCCUUCACUUUCUGAUACACUUAGAAGAAAAGGUAGCAGCCUUUUAUGUGGUAGUCAGACAAUGCAUCGAAGGAAGAAAUCAUCAGGCUCCAAUAAAUAUGGAUAUCUUAACAAAUCUUCCCAAGGUGUGCCGCUGUUGGGUGAUAGUAGUCAUUUUGCUUAUUCAUCAUUUGAUUCAGCAAGUGAAGUUUCAACCAUCUUUGGAGAAUUAGAUCUGGAAGCUUUGAGCCGUUUGGAUGGCAGAAGGUGGUCAAGCUGUAAAAGCCAGGAUGGGAUCGCACUUUCUGUGAGUGGAGCUGAUCAUGUAGUUCCAGACCACAGAAGCUUAAGCCAGAAAUAUCGACCAAGGUCAUUUCUCGAAAUUGUUGGUCAAAAUUUUGUUGUACAGUCACUUGGUAACGCCAUCACAAGGGAAAGAAUAGCCCCAGCAUAUCUGUUCCAUGGGCCUCGUGGGACUGGGAAAACAUCUGCUGCAAGAAUAUUUUCAGCAGCUUUGAGUUGUACUGCUACUGGAGAGGCCAAGCCCUGCGGACUUUGUACAGAGUGUAGUGACUUUUUCACUGGAAAUGGAAUUAAUCUAAUUGAGGUUGAUGCUACCAACAGAAAAGGCAUAAACAGAGUUAGGCAUUUGAUUGAAAAUAUACCAGCAUCCGCAACUUCUUCACGGUACAAAGUAUUUGUUGUUGAUGAAUGCCAUAUGGUAUCUUCUAAAGUCUGGUCAGCAUUUAUGAAAUUUCUUGAUGAACCGUUGCCUCGUGUUGUCUUCAUAUUUAUAACAAUAGACCCUGAAAACCUCCCUCGUUCUGUCAUAUCACGUUGUCAAAAGUACAUGUUCGCCAAGAUCAAAGACAUUGACAUAGUAUGCCGACUGAGGAAAAUUGCUAUGAAGGAAAACCUUGAUGUUGAAUUGGCCGCUCUAGAUUUGAUAGCGCUAAAUUCAGACGGUUCGUUGAGAGAUGCAGAGACAAUGUUAGAUCAAUUGUGUUUACUAGGGAAGAAGAUAACACCAUCACUUGUCAAUGAUCUGGUUGGGGUUGUGUCCGAAGAGAAACUCCUUGACCUAUUGGAGAUAGCCAUGUCAUCAGACACUGCUGAAACAGUCAAAAGGUCAAGAGAGCUGAUGGAUUCUGGUGUUGAUCCAAUGGCACUAAUGUCACAAUUAGCUGGGCUUAUAAUGGACAUCAUUGCUGGGACCUAUAGACUAGCGGAUCCUACUUGCGGUGGAGAUGGAAUUGGCGGUCGAAAUAUAACUGAUGCUGAGUUGGAAAGAUUACAACAAGCAUUGAGGAUUCUUUCUGAUGCUGAAAAACAGAUAAGACUUUCAAGCGAGCGUUCGGCAUGGUUCACUGCAGCUUUACUCCAGCUUGGGUCAGGUCAUAAUUCAGAAAUAACCCAAUCAAGAAGCAGCAGUAAGCAAAGCGUUAAAGCAACCAGUGAAACCAUGAUGGAAUCAGUGAGAGAAUCCUCUGCAAGCAGGACUACAUCUCAUCCUUUAUUCACUUUCCGUGAUUCAAAGAAAGCAUUGGAUCUCAAAACAACCAGUGGGCACUCCAGUCCUCAAGUCCCUUCAUUGUCGUCCAGGAUGAAACCCAACGACAACGUUAUUUAUGGUGAAUGUAGGUCUGUUGAUAGAGCAUUACUGGAUUCUGCUCAAACAAGUAUUCCUUCUGAACAAAGGCCUACAAAUAGUGGAAUCUCAGAUAACCUUACCAGAGUUUGGUUGAAAUGCAUAGAGAACUGCCACUCGAAGACAUUGCGGCAGCUUCUACAUGAUCAUGGGAAACUAGCAUCUGUCAAAGAAUGCGAAGGCACUAUUGUUGCUUUUAUAGCAUUUGAGGACAACGAUAUAAAGUUUCGAGCCCAAAGGUUUGUUAGCAGCAUCAGGAACUCAAUGGAAACUGUACUGAAAUGUAAUGUGGAAGUCAGGAUUUGUUUAAUGCAAGAAUUUCUCGCCGGUGGACUACAGCAUCAGGCGUACCCGGAUGAAACAGGCGAGUCUGAUGUCUUGAGUUGCUCAACAAACAGUGAGCAUCCGAAAGGAGUUCUGAACCCAUCAGCUGCUGGUGGUGGACUGCAGUCAAGCAACGUUCCCAUGGUCAUCUCUGAUGGAAAUUCUGGAAUACAUAGAACAAGAUCGCAGGAGGUCUCUGUUGAACAGUUGAAGACAGCAGGUCGUGAUGAGCAAAGGUUAGAGAGUGCAUGGCUCCAGGCUGCUGCAAAACACACAUCUGGUGUGUUAAAUCAAGCAAGACCUGAGAGAAAUCAAGUUCUUCCACAAACCGGUGGUCAGCAUCAUGGGAGGUCAUCAAUGGCCACCGUUGUUCCCUCAAGGCAUGUUGACAAGGAUCUGACUAGUGGACUGAAAGCCUUAAAGAUCAGUGACAGUCAUGGUCCCCAGAUAUGUCAGAAUGUACAGACAGAGAAUGGUUAUGCUAUUUCACCAAGCCUCUUGCACAGAAACAACCAUUUGGCAAACUGUGACAAUGAGAGUGUGGUUUCUGAGUCCGGAGCACCAGGUUGCCACGGGCUCUUCCCAUGCUGGAAAACUGAAAAAACAAAAAGAAGAAAGGGAAAAGGGCAGACACGGCUGAGGCCAUCUUAAGUUGGCGAUUGACGAUGAUACAGCGAUCAUUGUGCCCCUGGGUUGUGGAGAAAGGUUGAAAAGACGCCUGUCUGCGCCUCACAAAACUGCCUUGUUUCAUUCUUUCUAGGGGAUUUAUGAUGGCCAAAUCAUUAUAUUUUCCUUGCAUUUAUGCUUCUGCUCAGAGGAUUCAACAUUUUCAACGCACGCACUCAGCAAAGGCAGAGUGAUGAAGGUUGGAUAUGCAGCGUAAAUGUUGAGCAUGCAGAUUUUAACAAAUCCUUCUGAUCCGUCAAUGCUUGCUGUACAGACAUUUGGAUGUGUAUGCCCUUGCCAACUCGCAGGGCUGAGGCUGAGGCGUCGGCGCAGUUAGGAAACAACCAUUAGCGAGUUGAUCAGGCACACUUAUUUUUGUGCAUUGUUUUUACGGCAUUUGACAGCAUUUGAGUUUACCUUACAUUUGUUGUUCUACCAAGUACCAACCCUUAUUGUUAUAAGAAAGGAAGACCCCAUCUCGUUUUAACUUAUGAUGAUCUUAUCAAGUCUGUACAAGAACUGGUAUCUCCUGUAUUUUCCAGAUUUAUCAUUGUAUUGCCCAUCCUAAUCAGUUGCAUUUGCUCAAACA